Aedes aegypti (yellow fever mosquito) is the source of this 2161-nucleotide messenger RNA. RefSeq lists its product as uncharacterized. The transcript is spliced from 7 exons. NCBI's taxonomy places the organism in Eukaryota, Metazoa, Arthropoda, Insecta, Diptera, Culicidae. The record is from RefSeq and is a predicted model, not a curated record. The coding region runs from base 191 to 2083 and encodes 630 amino acids.
UGUCGUGUCAAAACUUUUAUAAACAGUAAACAAGUUAGUGCAAUUUCUUGUGCAAGUCAAAUAAUGUCACAGAUUUUAUAAGUUUUUGAACAUUGACGGUCAGUGUUAUAAUAUUUAUCGAAGAUUGAAAUAACAUCUACAUUUUGGCCACCAGUUUGAACCAUCGCAAAGUAUUAAAUGGAAUCCUAAAAUGGAACAGUUCUCGCAUGAUUUAACACUUGCUCUGGAGGAGACAUCUCGGUGUGGCGAAACCAAGCAUCGAUGGGGAAUGCGAAGGCGCACACGGUCAACGGGAAAUUUGCCUUGUGCUCCUCAGCCCACGGAAGAUAGCUCUAGCAGCCCAGCAGAUCAAUUGGAAAUAAAUACUAGCCAAAACUCGCCACAACUCAGUGGAGCCAACAAUCACAUUCAAAGUGAUUCUGAUGAUCGACAUGCCCUUGCUUUUGCAUUCCGAUCGCGACAAACCCCGCACAUGCCAGGGAAUUUCGAAUCGGAUUCAUUCAAUGAAAAUUUCAGUCCUGCAAGACCAAAUAUUCGACGAAAGCGAAAAUUCAAGAGGAUGGCAGUAGGGUAUGAACCAACGCUCUCAACGACUGCUGUUUCAAACAGUUCCAUUUUUCCAGCCAUUGUGAAGAAACGAGCAUUCAAUCAUGAAACCCUCAGAAGCAGCCUAUUUUUCUGUGGAAAAAGGAAGCGAAGUCAUCGUGAUCGAUAUUUUGACUACGAAACAUAUAAACAGCACUCGAGUAGCGUUCCAAGACAAAGAGAUUUAUUUUCUCCAAAAUCUUCAUCAUACCUUGAGGGAAAAACACGCAAUAGAGCUGCAUCUUUCUCCUCUGGUGUCUCGUUGAACAGGAGUAUUAUUUCCAAGAUAGAAAAAAUGUCUCAGACAUCGGAUAGGAACCUGAAACUGUGUUUUCAAUUCUCUACGCCGUCCAGUAAAAAGGUAGAUGUAGUUGACGGAGCCGUGAUGCAACCUAACGAGAGUAGGCUCGAUUCAAUGUGCUGUUCGGACGAAAACGAAAUCACUUCCAAAAGUAUCCAGACAUUUCCUACAGAUAUACCAGCUUUAAUACUGAACACAGACAACACUACCAAGUCGCAAACGCAAACGCUGCAUUCAACGAAACAAAAGACAAAUAGCUUGGAGCCUGUAUGUGAUAUUCAGUCACGUCGUAUGAAAAGCAAACGAACUUCAAAAUCACAUAAAGUUAAACAAAAUCUGAAGCAGGAAAUGAUGCAGGUGCAGUUUGACGACCGGAUGAGUUGUAAUCUAAGCGAUUUGUUGAGCUCAAGUUCAUUGAGUUCAAGUGAUUCAGAAACCGUUAAUACUAACGAAUCUGAUCACGAAGGCGAUGAUGAGCUAACCGAUUGGCCUGGAAACGAAGGGAUGGUUAAUUUCGCUUCCAAAAACGAUUUUAAGCGAGCAAACAAAACUCGUGUAAUGAAACCAUCCCUUCCGCAAAUUAAACAACAGGACGACAUUCAGGAUGAUGAUACUUUGAUGUCUACAGAUGACAACGUUAUUCGUAAACUAACAAGCUACGACGAUAUAGAAGCAACAGCGCAGCCUUCCCAUGGUGGGUUGAAAUAUUCCCCUGGAUCAUCAGAGGAUCUACCAUUGGAUCAACAAAAUUCAGUUAUCACCAUUACUGGACAUCCAUCUACAAGUCGAGUGGAGCUCAAUACCGAAGGUCCCAAUGAUUUCUUUCCGUCUCAAGAUAUGUUCACUGAUAUUCGAGAAAUACGAGCCGGGUGCAGAAGGAUACGCGAGGAACGACCAAGUUUUUCUAUUAUUUCCAGUGCAAAUGAACUUUUAGCAAGGUUUCUUCAAAAUGAUCAACAGCAAGUAUUGACUCUUUUUGAUAUUAAUACAACAGAACAUGAGAAGCUUUUUGGAUUGUCGAAGUUAUAUUCGUUAACGAUGCAACUGAAGAAUGGAUGUGUUAUUCUGAGCAAAACGAGUAACACGAUGCAAUCGGUGCGAGUGGAUCAUACCCAUUUACCUAAGAGCAUUGCUGAUUUCAAACGCCGUUGUUAUGGGGAUACAGAAGAUCUUCAUUUAACAAAUCUACCUGAAUAGACUAAACGGAUCCGGUCCGCUUGUAAAUAAAACCGUAUUGAAUCCUAUUUCUAAGAAAUAAAACAUGUCACAACCUAA